ACAGCUUCGUAGACUCCAUCCCAAUAUAUACCAAUUGCCAAGCAGUCCGUCUCUGCGUCAGUUUCACCAACACUCGCAGAUCUCUCUUACGAAAUCCUCUGACUCCGAAGCCUCCGCUCUUUCCGCGCGCUCUUCUUCCUCUCUGAUUCUGCCGUUUUGAGUGAUCCGUACGAUUAUGGAAGGUUACGACGGGACUGUGAGACUUGGAGCUCUUAACAUGAACCACGAUCGGAAUGAAUUUGACUCCGGCCCUGAUGUGUCGGUUUCCUCUCCAGUUACCAGACAGAAGGCUGCUGCUGCUAAGCAGUUCAUUGAAAAUCAUUACAAGAAUUAUCUCCAAGGAUUGCAGGAUCGAAAAGAGAGACGUAUAGCACUUCAAAGGCAAGCACAAGAAGCUCAGGUAUCAACUGAAGAACAAGAGCAAAUGAUGAGGAAUUUGGAGCGCCGAGAGACUGAAUACAUGAGACUGCAGAGGCGUAAAGUUGGAAUUGAUGACUUUGAGCAGUUAACUGUAAUUGGCAAAGGCGCUUUUGGCGAGGUGAGGUUAUGUCGUGCUAAAAGUACAGGAGAGAUUUAUGCCAUGAAGAAACUGAAGAAAUCAGAAAUGCUUAGCCGAGGACAGGUGGAACAUGUUCGAUCUGAGAGGAAUUUACUAGCAGAGGUUGAUAGCCGAUGCAUUGUAAAACUCCAUUACUCGUUCCAAGAUUCUGAUUUCCUGUAUCUCAUCAUGGAGUAUUUACCCGGUGGUGACAUCAUGACAUUAUUAAUGAGAGAAGAUAUCCUUUCUGAAGAUGUUGCUCGCUUCUACAUUGCUGAAAGCAUCUUAGCUAUCCACUCGAUACAUCAACACAAUUACAUACACAGGGAUAUAAAACCAGAUAAUUUGAUACUGGAUAAAAAUGGCCACCUGAAGCUAUCAGAUUUUGGCUUAUGUAAGCCUCUUGAUGAUAAGUAUUCAUCAAUUUUGUUGGAAAGUGAAGAUUUGACCAGUAAUGAAUCAACAAGUGAGGCUGAAGGAUAUUCUGCAUCCCCUUGGUUGAUGCCAAAGGAGCAAUUACAACAGUGGAAACGUAAUCGCCGAGCAUUGGCAUAUUCAACUGUUGGAACUCUUGAUUACAUGGCACCUGAAGUUUUGAUAAAAAAGGGCUAUGGAAUGGAAUGUGAUUGGUGGUCUCUCGGGGCUAUCAUGUAUGAGAUGCUUAUCGGAUAUCCUCCCUUUUGUUCUGAUGAUCCAAGGAUGACAUGUCGUAAGAUAAUUAACUGGAAAACAUGCCUUAAAUUCCCUGGAGAGCCCAAAAUAUCAGCUGAGGCUGAGGAUCUUAUUUGUCACUUAUUAUGUGAUGUGGAUACAAGACUUGGAACCAGAGGGGUCGAAGAAAUAAAGGCUCAUCCAUGGUUCAGAUCUAUUCAGUGGGAUACGCUGUAUGAAAUGGAAGCUGCAUAUAAACCUACUGUCACUGGAGACUUGGACACACAAAACUUUGAGAAGUUUCCAGAUUUAGAAGGACCACCAUCCACAACAGCUACCAUGGGACCGUGGCGAAAGAUGUUAACAUCUAAAGACACCAAUUUCAUAGGAUAUACUUAUAAGAAAUCAGACGUCCUUAAAUCAAUAGGAAGUUCAGAUACGGAUGUCAGAUUGCAUGGAUCAUCACAAUCCCCGUCCCUAAUUUCCUUGUUAGGUCGUAUUGAUCUGCAAGACACAGCCAUUCCAGAAAGUGAGCAGAAGCCAGAUAUUUGAGUCAUAAUCUUCCUUGUUGUGCCUCUGCUGGAUCGUGUAUUUUAUUCUAUGCACAUGCCAUUUGAAGAAGAACAUCACUGAUCACUGAAUGUUCCCAAGACAAUUAUUCAAUGCGGGCAGAUUGGAAUAAGGUCAUGUAAUGGUUGGAGAGCUAAAACGUCCCAAGCGGCUCAGAUCACCUGCUCUUUGGGCUCUCGAGUGAUGAUGCUAUUGCCUAUUAUACGUGACACAAAAGUUAAAACUUGUGCAAUUCUAACGCAGUUUUUCCGCAUCAUGCAGCAUCCACUCAUAUUUUCGAGUACUCCUUAGUUUUGAACGACAGAUUUGUCUUGUUUUAUAUGGUUCUUAUGAUAAAAAGGUUUUUGCAGUAUAUAUGAAACUCGUUUAUUCGACGUUA
Molecule: messenger RNA, 2138 nt
Organism: Prosopis cineraria
Lineage: Eukaryota; Viridiplantae; Streptophyta; Magnoliopsida; Fabales; Fabaceae
Exons: 12
Coding region: 176-1741 (521 amino acids)
Biological process (GO): intracellular signal transduction; peptidyl-serine phosphorylation
Molecular function (GO): ATP binding; protein serine/threonine kinase activity
Source: RefSeq, a predicted model, not a curated record